AUGCUGAUCAAGUUAUAUUUGGAGGCCCCGAUUGUUUGGUUCUUCACCUUGAUACUAGAAAUCGUCCGCCAAGUGAUCUAUGGGCUGAAGCACACGAUGCAAGAGGCCAUUUCGGCGUUUUGCAACCAAUCUCCAAUCUCCAAAGUUGUUUUAGUGGUCCAGAAUAGUUUGGUGUACGCGCUAAGGGUAGGCCCCGUUCCAGAUCAUGUUUCCUUUGUUAUGGAUGGGAACAGGAGGUUUGCCAACUUAAAAAAGCUCCCAUUAAAGGAAGGACACGAGGCAGGUGGGGCGACCUUUUUAAAGCUAGUCUACAUUUGUAAGAGAAUUGGAGUGAAAUGUAUCAGUUGCUAUGCUUUCUCUAUAGAAAACUUCAAUAGGUCUCAGGAAGAGAUUGACACAUUAAUGGAAUUGUUUUCCCGGAAACUAAGUGAAUUCGCAGAGAAGGCAAAAGAUCACCAAGAUGCCCUACACGGCUGCAAGAUAAAUGUCGUUGGAAACAAAUCCCUUCUUUCAGCUAAACUGAGAACACAAAUAAAGGAAGUGGAAAAACUCACAGACACUGGGAAUACAAAAUUUUCACUUUACAUAUGUUUCCCCUACACAUCAAGAGACGAAAUAACGACAUCAAUUAUGAAGAAUGUGGCAGCUACCCGAUCUACACCUUCGACAACUGAAAUCUCAGAGGAAACACUGACCAAUAAUAUGCAUUUAGGUCCGUUCUCUAAUACUUGCGAUAUCCUGAUUAGAACAAGUGGCCACAAGAGAUUAUCUGACUACAUGUUGUGGGAGUCCCACGAAAAUGCUACUAUUGAAUUCGAUAACACUUUAUGGCCCAGUUUCGGGUUUACCAAAAUAUUUUUCAUAAUGUUGAAGUGGUCAUACUACAAAAAUAUCCAACAGUACAGCGAAACAAGUUUCUCGCUGAGAAAAGAGAUUUUACGCUCAUGCCAUAACUUCGUCAAGCCAGUAUCCGUUCCACUUCAAUCAUUAGCUGCUGCACCACCCGCUGUAACGGUUACUAAAAAGAAAGCUUAA
Messenger RNA from Huiozyma naganishii CBS 8797, 1035 nucleotides. It is a transcript of the gene SRT1, whose product is annotated as ditrans,polycis-polyprenyl diphosphate synthase. The transcript has a single exon. Bases 1 to 1035 code for a protein of 344 amino acids. The record is from RefSeq and is a predicted model, not a curated record. Gene Ontology annotation, cellular component: dehydrodolichyl diphosphate synthase complex; membrane; endoplasmic reticulum. Gene Ontology annotation, molecular function: ditrans,polycis-polyprenyl diphosphate synthase [(2E,6E)-farnesyl diphosphate specific] activity. Lineage: Eukaryota; Fungi; Ascomycota; Saccharomycetes; Saccharomycetales; Saccharomycetaceae.